Molossus molossus (Pallas's mastiff bat) is the source of this 14079-nucleotide messenger RNA. RefSeq names its product dynein heavy chain domain 1 (gene DNHD1). NCBI's taxonomy places the organism in Eukaryota, Metazoa, Chordata, Mammalia, Chiroptera, Molossidae. Gene Ontology annotation, molecular function: ATP binding; dynein light intermediate chain binding; minus-end-directed microtubule motor activity. Gene Ontology annotation, cellular component: dynein complex. The record is from RefSeq and is a predicted model, not a curated record. Gene Ontology annotation, biological process: microtubule-based movement.
AGGCUGAAGCUCCUGGUAGCUGAGCUCCAAACUCUGUUCUUAGCUGUGCUGCAGGACAGCAGCCCUGCAGCCUGGCACUACCUGCAUUCAGUGCUGCAGCUGCUCCGUCCAUAUCGUGCCUGGCUGAGCGGCCACCUUGAUUUGCUGCCCUUCCUGGGACAGUUGUACCACUGGGCACCCUGGGUCCAAUCCCAGCUCCAGCUGGACCUGCUAGAUGCCAUAGACCAGGUCUUUCCCCCAGACACCUCUUUGUUAGAGAGCACCUCCCAUGUCGACUGCUGUCUUCAGAACCAGAGGUCCCAGCAGGGGCCCCCACUCCCAGCAUGCCCUUUCGUGCAGGCCCGGAGCAGUGGGCAGCAAGGAGGGGAGGAUUUGGCCACAUGGCUGCGACCACUGACUCUGCCUGAGCUACAGCGCAGCCUGGGUAUUGUUGGUGUCCAGGUGGCUCUGAAAGAGGCCCGGUGGCAAGAUGGCUUUAGCCUCCUGCCCUUGGCGCUGGCAGCGGACAUCCCUGUACAGUAUGAAAGCAGUGGCGCUGACGGCGCAGAGGAGGAGCCUGUUGGAAGAAGAAAGACUGAGUCUCAGCUUGACUCUGAAGUUUCUAGAAAGAAGACCUUCCAAAAGAGCAGCAGUGGCUUCUUCCCUCCGACUUCCCUCCCGGGUAGCCAGGCAAUGACCAUUCUGAAGACAGAGAGAUACCUGAAGAAGAUCCACUUCAUCUACCUCAAUGUGGCUCCUAGUCGGUACUUUAGGCCCUACAGCCUGGUGGUGGUGCCACUAAGCAAGGUGAAUCCUGAGCACUACAUCUUCUCUCCCUUUGGGGUCCUGCAUAUACAUCCCGCGGAGGACACUGAAGCAAUGACGCUGGGCACCUGGCACCGCCACUCUGUCCUCUGGCAACAGCUCCAGUUCAUUCCGUUCUUCAAGUACUGCCUCUUGCGCAAGGCCUGGGCCCGCUGGAAGAAGAGCAUGAAGUCUCAGGGGCUGCACCGCUGCCGGGCUUUCCUGGGCAGGCACCUGCUGUCUGCUGUGCCCCACUUUGGAGUGGCGCUGCUCCAUAUCAGCAGGCUUCUGCAGGAGCUGCAUUCUGUGUCCUGGCUGCCCCAGGAGCCGGAUCGUUGCUACCAGCUGCUGGACCUGCAGCAGGCUCUGGCCACAGAGAAUCACAAGGCCCUGCACCUGCUUUCUCGCUGCCUGCACCUCUGCUCAUCCAUCCUUCACAUGGUUCAUGAGGAUACAUAUCAAAUGCAACAAGGCCUGCAGGAACGGGUAGAAAACUGCAAUAGGACCCGAACAGGCCAGGGCUCCAUAUACCUUCAGAGGGUGCAGCGCCAGCAUCUGGAGAAGAAGCUGAAGCAGACAGAGACCUGGCUGCCACAGCUGGGACAGUUGGCCCGCCUGGUGGACUACAUGAUUUGCCAGAGCCUCGUGUCUAUCAUAGAGGAGAAGAUAACCUCUUUUGUGGCCAACAUCCUGCAAGCCCCAAGGCACAGUCCCUUUCUCUCAGCACAGCUGGUCUUUGACAGCUGCGGCCAGCUGUCUCAUGAGCCCUGUAUUGAAAACAUGAUCCAGAUUCUGACUGGGGGCCUUCAGUUUGUCAAGGCCUCUGCUCUGAAGGUAAUGAUGCAGUCUACAGACCUGAAGACCCCCUGGGAUGCCCUGUACUGUGAAGAAGAAAAUGAAGAGGAGGGCUCGAACAUGGAAUCCUUGAUGCCCAAGUCCCACGGCCAGCCCGGCGACGCUGUGCACAUCUUCUGUGGUCCGAAUAUAGGAUUGGUGUGGCCCUGGAAGUCUCACACAACUACUGAAGCCUUGGAGGUGCGUGGGUACCGGCUGCGGGGCCAGUUCUUGCCCCCCAAUUACAAGCAGCUGCAAGAGGAUCUGGAUAACAACCCUCGAAUCCAGCAGGCCCUGACUACCCAACAGGCCCUGCUGAAGGACAUGCUAUGGGAGGUGCAGGGAUUCUGCAGGAAAUAUCACUGGAUGCCAGGCAUUUAUGAAUUUCUGCAAACCUGGGGGCCUCAGAAACUGGAGUCUAUGAGAGGUUGUCCUAUCAAGAACUACGUGAUGCUGGUGAGCCGCCUGAACAUUUGGAAGGCCUGUGUCUCCAAUAUGCCUAUUGAGUUGAUCACAAAAGGCAAUUUGCUGCUGCUGAGCUGCCACAAUAUACAGGCAGACAUAAAAUCCAAGCUGGAGAGCAUCAGGAUGGACAUCCUUGCCCACGUGCAGAGCGAGUGCAGGAGCCGCAGCCAGCACCUGAUGAAAGAGCUCACAGAGUUCAUCGAGGUCUUCCAAAACAUCAACUCGGACAUUCAUGCCAUUGCCCGGUGCUCCCAGAAGUUGAACGAGGCCCAUGAGCAGUACAGCAAGUUGGAGGAGCGAAUGGAAUACACACGGUCACUACAUGAACUCAUCCGCAACCACUUCCGCCUCUUCAGUGCCGACAUGGAGGCGCUGGACACCUCGGUGAGAAGACCAUUCAGGGAGUCGCCCAGCCCACCGUCCCCCUCCCCCACCGCCAACCGACUUGACUGCCCUCUGCUUGCCCCUCAGCUUCUGGAUACGUGGGAGGUAUUUCAGUCUGAGAGAAGCCAGGCUUCAGAGUUCCUGCUCAGCAAGCGACAUGCCAUUGUGCCCAAGCUGCAGCAGCUGAUGAUGGCUGCGUUGGUGAAGCUGGAAGGCCUGAUUGACAAGGCCCUGUCCAGCCCCUUCAUGGACCCUUCACAAGACCAGAAGAGCACCGAGAGCCAGCUUGUCACCCUGCAGCGUCAGUUCCAGGACACCGCCAGCCACCUCAACGAUCUGCAACAUGCUUAUGCCACUUUGACCGGGGAUGAGAGUCCGGUGUCCUUGCCCAUCUGUGGGAUCCAUCCCAUCGUGCAGCAGCACAGUAUCUGGUACCUGUACCGAAUCAUCUCUGAAAACAUCAGUGAAUGGAAGUGCAUGGCUUUUGUCAAGUUCAGCCUGCCUAUGGCCCAGGAGAAGACAGACGGCUGGCUGAGAGAGGCAGCCCGGAUGAGUGCCACCCUGGCGCUGCAAAGCCCAGUUCUGCAGCACGCCGUGCACAUUCUGGAGGAGUUUCGCAGCUACCUGCCCUUACUUAUCAAGCUGAACAGCCUCCCACUGCAUAGCCUCAACUUUCAAGCCCUCCUCCGAGCCUUAGGGCUGGGCAGUCUCACCGUAGAACUCCUAACACUGGGCCAGCUGCUCACUUGUCCACUGCUGGAGUUUGCAGAUCAAAUCAAUCAGAUCUGGUGGAAUGAAAAGGAACACAUUCGUGCCCAAGAGAACCUGCAGCAGCUGCAGCAAGUCUGGGAAGCACGCCAGCUGCGACUGCUCAACUUCAUCCUGCACGUGCCCUACAAGCCCCGAGGCUUGGAGCGCUCCAAGAAGCAAAUGCUCCACAGCUCCCACAAGGAGGUAGUGGCCGUAGACAGUGGCACCUUCAUCCUUUCAGAUUACAACAGCCUGCGGGAUUCUAUCCAGGAAAGUCUUCAGGUGUUGUUAUCAAUCCUCGCCAUCCAAAAGUCGGGAGACUUAUACAAAAGAGCUUUGGAGUGGGUGACCAUCAUGCGUGACCUGAGUGACAUAUUGGAGGCAUGGGUGACUUUCCAGCACAAGUGGAUUUUUCUGAAUAAAAUUCUGCAUGAGAUGAAGAUCCAGUUUCCCACUUCUGAUCUGCACUCCCGUUUCAAGGCCAUGGAUGAGCAGUAUCGGAUCCUGAUGCAGAUCUCUGUAGCUGACCCCUUGGUUCUGUCACUUGUAGUGCCCAAUGUCAAGCGGACCCCUUACUUCCAAGGCCAACAGCUGCGACAACUGCUUCAAGCAGGCUCGGUGGAGCUGGAGGAAAUCAUUAUGGCUCCAAAGAGUGUGCUCUAUAGGUUCUGUGCUCGCUUCCCCCGCCUUUUCUUCCUCAGUGACAGUGAGCUGGUGGACCUCCUGAUUGCCCCACUGGAGCCACGUGAGGCCCAGAUAUGGGUACGGCGCUGCUUUCCUCACGUGCUCGCUGUGAGCUUCAAGUCCAGCCCAAAUGAUAAAAACAUGGAUGCCCCAGAGUCAAGGUCAGGUGUACAGACUCAGGUGAAGGGACUUGCAGUGCUAGGAGCAGGUGGGGAGGAGGUGAAGCUGCAGCAGCCCCUUCCUCUGAAUCCAGACCUCCCCAGGUGGCUGGCCUCUCUGGAGAAGUGUCUGCGUUUGGCACUGGUGCACUUGCUGCAGGGCUGUGUGGCUGCCCGUCUGCAGAGCUGUGAGGCUCUGGCCCCAUCCCUAGACAAGGCCUUCAAGGAGCUGCCCCAGCAAAGACAGUUGGCCCUGCAACUGUAUGUCCACCACUGGCUGGAGUUAGUCGAGUCCUUCCCAUGGCAGUGUGUGCUUGUGGCAGAGGAGGUGGUAUGGCGGGCCGAGAUGGAGGAGGCUCUGCUUGAGGGGAGGACCUUGGCCAUGGUCCCCACACAUGUGUGCAAGCUGGAGGUACUGGUGCAUUUUGUACAGGCCCAGAGGGCCUCCCAGGAUAGGGAGCUCCUGCCCUCUGUCCGUCAGACCAGCCUGCUCAGUGCCCUGCUGGUCAUGGCAGUGGCUCACCGGGAUAUAGCACAGCUGCUGAAGGAGCACCAGGUCAGUGAUCUGACAGACUUCCACUGGGCCCGCCAACUCAAGUACCACCUGGGUUCACCUCACAUCACCCUCCAAAGCCCCCUGCAGAGUCUCAAGACUACUGCAUCUACUGAGACUUCUCUGACACCUGCUGCAUGCUGGGUAGAUGUGCUGGGCCGGUCCUUCCUGUACAAUUAUGAGUACCUGGGUCCCAGACUAGGGCCUCUACCUAGCUUGCUGCAUGAGCGGCCAGCCCUGGUGCUGUUAUUGGCCUUGGAAGAGGUGGCCUGUGGGACCCUACUGGGCCCUGAUGGCGUGGGCAAGGCAGCCAUAGUGAAGAGCUUGGCACAGGCCCUGGGGCGCCAGCUGGUAAUAAUGCCCUGCUUGCCUCAGUUAGAGGCCCAAAGUCUGAGCAACUACCUGAACGGUGCCCUGCAGGGUGGCGCCUGGCUGCUGUUGGAGGCAGCUCAGCACCUGCCCCUUGGUUUGCUGUCUGCCCUGGGCCAGCGCCUGGCUGAACUGCACAACCUCUAUGCCCCACUGUACCAGCAGGCUUCCCGAGGCACCAGUGCCAUCGACCCAACCCACCCGCAGCUCCUUGGCAGUGGUUUCUUUGAGCAACAUCAGGUGAACAUGCGCCUUGGCUAUGGCUGUGUCCUGACGCUGCGUACCCUGAGCCCUGCUGUGCCUGCCAAUCUGCGCCUGCUGCUGCGGCCUGUGGCACUGGCACUGCCCAACCUACAGCAAGUGGCAGAGCUGACUCUGCUGGGUGCAGGGAUGUGGGAUGCCUCCCUCCUGGCUGCCCGCCUAUCCAAAUUCUUCUCCCUAGAGAGUGAGCUGGCAUCUGGGCCCCUGCCCUGCCGCUUGCCACUGCUCAAGCAGGUCCUCACAGACAUGAUACAGGCCCUAAAUGAGACCGAGGAGGAACCCAACUCCCAGCCACCCCACACACUUGCUGAUGUCCAGGAGACUGCCCUACUGCGUGCCCUGCUACGCUCACCACUGUUCAGCAUCCCUGAUGGGGUCCACCUUUACAACCUCCAAGAGCUGCUCUGUGGGGUCUUCCCCUGUGCCAGACAAGUGCUGGCGGAGCCUGUGACCCACAGGCUGAGGACGCCACUGCUGGUGGAGGAAUUGCAGCACCAAGGCCUGUAUCCCAGCCCUGAUAUUUUGGGUUCCCUGGAGCAGCUGUGUCAGGCCCUGGACCGGGCCUCUGGCAUUUUGUUCCUGGGCCCUGCAGGCAGUGGCAAGACCACUUGUUGGUACAGCUUAUUUAAGAUCCAGAAUCGGCUGGCGGGCAUGGAGGACACCUCAACACCGGGUUGUCUGUCUGUGGAAAUUACCCACCUGUAUCCCAGUGUCUUCAGCCCCCAGGAGUUCCUGGGAUGGCUAGAGGGCCCCUGCUGGCACCAAGGCAUCUUCCCCAGGCUGCUUCAGGCAGCCAGUCAGCGUAAGAUUGUGGACCCAAAGAGCAGGGCACAGGACUCAGUGAGGGUUCAGCACUGGGUGAUAUGUGAUGGGGCCUCCAGUGCUGCUUGGCUGGACUCUAUCACUUGCCUCCUGAGUGCCCCCCCACAGCUGAUCCUUCCCAAUGGUCAACUGAUAGAACGACCCCCAGAUACUUUUCUCUUGAUGGAGGUGGGAGAUGUAACAGGAAUGUCCCCCACAGUGGUGGGCCGUUGUGCCCUAGUCUGGUGUGGUGGGGAGCAGACUUGGCAGGGGAUGCUUAAGGUCCUGAUGGCAGCCCUGCCCCAUGAGUACUGCCUGCAACCCCAGACAGUCACCGAGCUCAACGACCUGGCUAACCACCUGGUGCCUGCAACGCUCCAGUUCCUCACCUGCCAGGGUGCCAGCUCCCUGCUGCAGGCACACGGGCAGAAAGAUGUUUGCCCAGGUGUGGCUGAAAUCACCAGCCUGGCUCGCCUCUUGCGUUGCCUGCUUGAUCCCCACCUAUGCACAGAUGAGAAGACACAUGUCCCAGGAAACCUCAGCUAUAGUGAUCCUGUAGCCCAAAGCUUAAAGUCCUUGAAAAGAAGUUCUCUGACCAGGUCCCAGGAUGACGGCAAUGAUGUGCCUAAUAAGCACAGGGAACACUUGCUGGUUGUCAGCAGCUUUCUUUUUGCCUUGAUCUGGGGCUUUGGAGCCCACCUUCCCUCCAGACUCUGGCCCCUCUUUGAUACCUUCCUGCGGGAUUCUAUUAGUUGCCUCUCCAACUAUCCUGAGCUACCACCGUCAGCCUUGGUGUUUGAUCUACAUGUAUGCCCUGAAGAUGGGACACUGGUCCCCUUCACUGGCCAAUACAUGGGCAGCCUCAUCAAGGGAUCUCUGGGCACCUUCAGUCCUUCUCCCCAGACUGAACGGCUCUUGUAUGUGGUGGACCUGCUUCUGUCGGAGGGACACCCAGUGCUGCUGGCUGGAGGGGCAGCAACAGGGAAGUCAGCCUUUGUGGAGGUGCUGGUGGAACCACAUCACCCUUACAUGUACACCCCCAUCCACCCUGCCUUCAGUACCACCCACCUUCGCCUUCUGCUGAGCCAAGGGGUCCAGAGCCAAGCACGAGACAACCCGUGGCAGCACCGAAAUUCCAAAGGCUCCCUCCUCUUCCUGCUGGAGGAUCUGCACCUGGCCGCUCCUGAUCCAGAGAAGAGCUGUCAGCCAGUGUUGGAGACUCUACGCCAGGCCAUGAAUGGCACUGUGUAUGCCCACAGUACCUUGGAACUGCAGGCGCUGCAACCUAUAGUCAACUUCCUCGCCACAGCCACAGUGCCGGGCUUCUGUGAGCACCCACUGUCCCCACGCCUCUUUCGACUCUUCACAGUGCUGGCCCUGGCUGACAUGACCCAAGCCACGCUGCUGAGCAGGCACACACCCAUCAUCCAGGCCUGGCUUGAACGCUUUCCCUCUGUGGAGCGGGAGAGUGUUCUAGCAAGAGCCCUGGUCUGGGCCUCCGUGGAGGCAUGGGAGGUUGUGGGCAGCUGUUUUAUACCUUCACCUGUCCACCCACACUACCGCUUCUCCCUGCACUCUGUGAGCCAACUACUAGGCAGCCUGCAGCUGCUGCCAACCAGAACAGGCUCCCGAGGUAUUCUGGACUAUCCCAACCACCAGGAGCAUUUGCGCCUGGUAUCAGGCUUGCGUGGCACCCGCCUGACAAUUAUGAUGGCCAUGCGCAAUAUGGUACGUCUGUGGCUGCAUGAGGCACAGAGAACCUUUUGUGACCGGCUAGAUAGCCCUAAGGAGCGCACCUACUGUGCCAAGCUGCUCCUAGAAGUAGCUCAGAAUGUCUUCUGCUGUGGGCCAGUGCCCCAAAGCCUGGGCAAGGGCUAUGAGGAGGAGGAGGAGGGGGAGGGGGAGGAAAGAGUGCCUGAAGUGGAGUCUGAAGGGGAGCUGGCACAGUGGGAGGACUGCAGCAAUAGCAGCAGUGAGACAGAGGAGGAGGAGGACACUUACGGCCUUUGCGUCACCACAGGCCCAUCCUCCAGUGAUUCAGGUCUUGCAUCACCCAUAGCCCCAGUAAAGUGGAAGAACACAGAGAGCAUAAGUCAAAAGUUAAACCAGGAAGAAGUCACAAGGGUUCCCAGCUGUAAACUUGAGCUAAAGAGAUCCACGAAUUGGUGGCUGAAGACAUCCCAGAUGGACCUGGUCUCACCCCUGUUGCUGCCAGUGCUACUACUCUGUCCCCUGGAAAAGCCCUCAGACCUGAUCUUCAGUCAGGAGCUGAUACUAGGUUCCAACUCUGAGAUCCCCAACUUGUACCUGGAACGGCAGUGGGAGAGCCUGGGGGAGCAGCUGGCCAUGUCAGCCGCUCAGCUAAAGCUGAGCCCACACCUUGCCCAGUGUCACUCGAUGGCCCAACACGUGGCCCGCCUGGUCCGAGUGCUGACCAGGCCCCGGCAGCAUGGCCUGCUGCUCUCGGGGGCUUGGGGCACUGGGCGCUGUACUGCCAUCACUUUGGCAGCUGGCAUUUGUCAGGCCCGCCUCUUCCAUCUGCCAUGUGGUUCAGAGGAGGCCAUUCUCCAGUGUCUACGGGAUGCCAGCUGGCAUGCUGGCAUGUUAGGCCAGCCAGUGGCCCUGCUGGUGCCCAAGGGUGCGGAUCUUACCACCUUUCAUCGCCUGCUAGCCUUGGCAACCUCAGGCAGUUUCCCUGACCUGUACACAGAGGCACAUCUGGACAACAUUGAAGAACAUCUCCUCAGAGACAACCUUACUGUCAAGCAGACCAUCAGGAAAGAAAUCCUGCUGCAGAGAUUCUACCAGCAAGUGUGCAGCCACUUGCACAUGUUCAUCCUGACUGGAGAUGACCAGGCCCACAAACAAUUGCCCUCCAUUCUUUUCCUGAGACUCCUCCAACUGGCCGUCACCAGCAUUGACCACUAUGAACCCUGGGACCAAGAUUCCCUGGUCAGUGUGGCCCAGCACCACCUGGAGGGUGGUCAGAAUCUAUCCCCUGGUGAUGACUCCUUGAAGUGCCCAGACCUCCAGGACUCAAUUCCUGGCGUGGCCAAAGCCAUGGCUCUCAUCCACCUUUCGGCAGCCAGCUACCAUGGGCACCUGUGCCCUGAAUUGCCACUUGUAACCCCCAAGACCUACCUGGACUUCCUGGACACCUUUGUGCUGCUGCAGCAACAGAUGGUUGUGCAGAUGAAGAACAAGGCCCAGCGGGUCCACAAUGCCCUGGGGAAUCUGACAACACUAUUUGAGCAACACAAUACUCACACCAACCAGAUCUCCACCUUGGAACAGAAGCUGAAAAACUCCUUCAUGAACCUCAAAACAGUGCAGCAGCAGCUAGAGCAAGGCAAGCUCCUGCACAAGCAGCAACUGGAAGAGUGUCGGCAGCAGGAGAACCUCAUCAAGAACCUGACCAGGCAGUGGGAUGCCCUGCGGGCUCAGCAUGAGGCUUUCCUGGAGCAGAUGGGCAAGGCAUUUCUCGGGCCCCUGAGCCAGCUGAAAGUGAGUGACUUUGAAGAGAUACGGAGCUAUCGAGCACCACCAGAAUCUGUGAUCCAGGUGACCGAUACACUGUGUGACCUCUUCCACCGUGAUAGAGGCUGGGCCAGUGCCAAGCAGCUGUUAUGCACUGAGGACUUUUAUCAGGAGCUGGUGUUCUUCCCCAAGGAGAAGAUGACAGACUCAGAGGUAGCAAAGUUAAACCUAGCUCUGAAGGCUCCAGGUAUGAGUGAUGCAGCCUUGCGGGCAGUAAGCACACCUGCAGCAAGCCUGGCAGCCUGGCUCUGGGCCGUCCUGCACUACAGGCUGGCACAACAGCGCGGACUGCCCACGGGCCUGCUGCUGCGGCAGGUAGAGGCCACACUGUCUCGGGAGCAGGCCCACCUGGCCCACUACCAGUUCCAGGCUCAGAAGACCCUGGAACACAACUUCGCCCUGACCAAGAAGCUGGAAGAUUUCCAGGCUUCCCACAACCAUCUGUUAGAGAAUCUCACCUGGGCUCAGAGUGGCCACUAUCACAAGUUGCCCAUAAAGGCUGCACUGCUCACACCCAUGCAUUCCUGGACUACAGAGCUCCAGAAGUUGAAGGGGCACUGCAUGACUGUGUUUGGAGAUGCCCUCCUGUGUUCAGCUGCCGUCAUUUACCUGGGUCCCUUCCCACCACUGCGGCGCCAGGAGCUAUUGGCGAAGUGGCUGGCUCUGUGUAGGGGCUUUCAGGAGCCCCUGGGCCCAGAUGAUGUGGCACAGGCCCUGAAGCAGAAUCAGAAAUCUGCCCUGCCACCAAAAAAGCCCCUGCUCUCCAUACGCUCUCCCUUCAGCCUACUGUCCUUGCUAAGCUCUGAAUCCGAACAGUUCCAGUGGGACCGAGACCUGAAGCCCCAGGCAAAAUCAGCUCGCCUAGCAGGCCUGCUUCUGAGAAGUUGCACCCACUACUUCAGUUGCCGUUGGCCUCUGGUACUUGAUCCCAGCAAGCAGGCCCUCAUCUGGCUGAACCCACUGCCUCAGAGAGAGACUAGAUGCUCGGCCUCAGCUCCCACCAAGGGCAGAGGGCAGGGCUCCAGGAGAAGUCAAAAAGAGUAUACAGGGGAGGGCAUGGAAGAGGAAGAUCAUUACAAUAGUGAAGAGAGUGACCAAGCUAAGGACAAGACAAAAGAACAGAAGGCAGAGGAAAGGGGAAAGGAGGAGGAGGUGGAAACGAAAGAGAAGCAAGUGCAAGAGAACAAGGAGGAUGAGACAGAGAGGCAGCAGCCUCUGCCUGUUCUCCACCUCAGGGUACUCUCGGGCUCUGACCCAGACCUGGGUCCUCAGCUCCUGGAAGCAGCUGCUGGUGGCCUGCCCGUGCUACUAACCAAUAUGGAGCUGGGCCUAGGGUGCCAAGAGCUGCAAUGGCUACUGCAGCGGGACCAGCUGAGCCCACCCCAGGUGCAGCCUGGCUUCUGUCUCUAUCUGAGCACUACCCUCCCUCUCAGUGCCUUGGGAAAAGCACUAGGCUGUGAACUGCUGAAGGGGCUGAAUGUGCUGGAUCUGGGACUGAACAUGGACAUCCUAGAAGAACAGAUGCUGCAUGAAAUCUUGUGCACAGAGCGUCCUGAGCUUGAGGGCCGCUGGCAGGACCUCAAGAGGAGAGCCCUGGAUACCUGCGAAGCUAUGGAGGCUGCUGAGGAGCGGCUCCUGCUGAUGCUACUGUUCCAGAACCCAAAUGAUCAGGAUCCAGCCAAGUUCCUGCGGGACAUGGUAAGGACUCAGGCAGAGCUAUGUCAGCUGCAUGCCCACUAUGAGGAGCUAGAAGACCUGAUGCUUCAGGAAAUGGUAGUGUGGGCACCCUAUCGGUGUAUAGUCCAGCAUGGAAUGGCCAUUAUCAAGGCCCUUAGCCCACUGCACAACCUGCUGCCACCUUUCCAAAUGAGCCCAGAGAACUGGCUGGCAACCACCAAGAAGGCCCUGAACAGCAUGAAGCGGUGUGAAAAUCAUCAGGAGCAGGACCUGCGCUGCCAUCUGCUGCAGCUGAGAACACAGCUGACCCGCCAGCUGCUGGGCAGUACCGUGGCUGCACUGGGCCUGACCCACAUGCCCUUGGUAGGUGCCUUGGGUGCUUUGGCUCUGCUGCAAGUGGCAAGGAAGGCACCACACCUGGAGCAGCUGGCACUUUGGCCUGGACUGGCAGCUUCUCCCAGCACAGGCUAUAGCAAGCCAGUCCCAGGUGUGGCUCGACCAGCCUGGCUAGGGCUGAGAGCCUGGCACGAAUGUGGAAUAUUAGAGCAGUUGCCGCCAUUUGCUGGACUGCGUAUCUCCCUGGCAGAGCACUCCAGUGUUUGGCAGACUUACCUGUCACUAUCAUCCACAGUGCUGGGGCCUGCACCUGGGCCUGGGCCUGAUCCACUCAGCCUCCUCCAGAAGCUGAUCCUGUGGCGUGUGCUGAGACCUGAGUGCUUCGCUGGUGCCCUGGCAGACUUCACCACCUGCUUCCUGGGCCGGCCCCUGGACGAAAACCUGAGUGCCUCCACCAUACCAUUUGAACACAGUCAGGCUACUCAGCCCCUGCUGAUCUUGUUGCCACCACCUGGUCACCCCACAUUCAUCAUGCAUCCCCUGACUGUCAUCCAGAAACUGGCUGCCCAGCAUGAGCAGGGGCAGAAGCAUGUGGAGGUGAUAGCCUUGGGCUCUGAGGCCUGGGACCCAGUCUCCACUGUGGUCAGCACUCUAUGCCAGACUAUGCACAACGGGCACUGGCUGGUGCUGGAUAACUGUCACCUGAUGCCUCAGUGGCCGAAAGAGCUGCUACAGCCCUUGCUGGGACUGCUGGAUGGAGCCAAGGUGGUCUCGGACCUGGAGUUAGAACUGCUUUUAGCUCAACCUGCAAGCAGGAAUGUGGUCCACAGAGACUUCCGUCUCUGGCUUAUUGUGUCUGCAGAGGCUACCGCUUCCUUACCAGCUGUGCUGACUCAGCACUGCAUGCCUGUGUUUUGGGAGCAGUCCCUGGAGCUGGGCCACAUCUUGAUCACCAAUAUGGAACUAGCCCAGCAAGGACUCUCCGUGCAACCCCCUACCAAGGUGCUGCCUCUGCUCCUCCUCCACGGCCUCCUACUACACCGGCAGCUCUAUGGAAUGAAGCUGCAGGCACACAGGGGGCGCUGGGAUCAAGUGACCCUGACCCAGGUUCUUCAGACCCAAGACCAGCUGUGGGCAAGCCUUAGCAACCCCCAUGCUGCCAUGCAGGAGCUGGCUGCUUCGGUUUUCUAUGGGGGUCCUGUGGGAGACAACAAGGACAGGGAGGCCCUGAUUAGCCUCAUACAUGCCUGCCUGGGCCACAGCAGGGGGCAUUGGGACCAACCACACACACCGCAGUAUCUGCUGUCCACUCUGAUACCCAGCCCAGAUCUAGAGGAGCUGGACGCUAUGUCAGAAUGCAAGGCCCAGAUGCACCUCCUGCCCAUACCACCUGAACCCGGGAUCUGUGGACUGAGUGCUGGACCCCAGGCCUGGCUGUUGCGACGCCAGAGUCGUGCUCUUCUGAGCGCCCUGCAACAGACUUCAUCCACUUGGGUGCCUGCACCUCGGGGUGGUUCCCGGCGCACCGAAAGGCGGCUGCGGCAGCGCCUUGUUCUAGCCAAGCGGAGACUGGAGUCGUUGCAGGCUCUGCUGACCGAGACCACUAGCCAAGACGAGGCAGAGGCCAGGUGGAUGGUGAUGGGGCAAAAUGCGGGGCGGGCGGUGGAGGGCUUCCUCCAGAUGGAGGUGAGGGAACUGAGCCAGCUGGUGAGCACACUGCAGCCGGACCUUGACUGCCUGUUACAGCAGCUAAAGGGUGCGCCCCCUUGCGCCUCCCAACGCUGUGCAGCUGUGGCCCAUGCUCUCUGGACUGGCCGCCUACCCCCGCCUUGGAGACGCCAUGCGCCUGCGGGGCAGCAGCCGCCUUGGCACUGGCUGCGUCAGCUGUCGCGCCGUGGACAGCUGUUGGUUCGCUACCUGGGCGUGGGCACUGAAGUACCAAAGCGCAUCUUUCACCUAUCAGCCUUUCGCCACCCACGCCGCCUGCUGCUGUCGCUGCGCUGGGAGGCUGCCUUUGCUAUGGUCACCCUGGACCACCAUGUUCCCAGCUCGAAUGUGCCAGGUUGCCAAGGCCCCACCUCCACUCAUUUCCCCCAUAAACAUCAGGAGCUGAACAGCAACCCACUGCACCUCCAGGUGGUGAACAGCCCAAACCCCAUAGUUCCAGAGACGGGUCUGCUGCUGAUUGGGCUACAGCUCUGGAAUGCCCAGUGGGAUCCACUAACAGGGGCCUUGCAGGACAGUCCCUCCAGCCAGCCCAGCCCUCUGCCUCCAGUCAGCGUCUGCGCCCAGGCCCUGGGCACCAAUGACCUGCCACACCCUGGUGGCCUGGCUGUAUAUUCCUGUCCUGUGUACAUGGAAGGGCCCCUGGGUACUGCUAGGUUGCACAGCAGGAAUAUCCUGAUGCACCUGCCCCUGCCCACCAAGCUCAGCCCUGCCAUUUGUGUUCAACGGAGAGUCCAUGUGUGCAGCUCGCCCCUGCUCUGA